This is a messenger RNA of Humulus lupulus (European hop), 375 nucleotides long. RefSeq lists its product as uncharacterized. NCBI's taxonomy places the organism in Eukaryota, Viridiplantae, Streptophyta, Magnoliopsida, Rosales, Cannabaceae. The record is from RefSeq and is a predicted model, not a curated record. The coding region runs from base 1 to 375 and encodes 124 amino acids. The transcript has a single exon.
AUGUUGAAGCAGUUGCAUAUCAACAUCGCACUUGUGGAGGCACUUGAGCAAAUACCUAAUUAUGUGAAGUUCAUGAAAGAUGUUCUUACAAGGAAGAGAAGAUUGGGUGAGUUUGAAACUGUGGCUCUAACUAAGGAGUGUAGUGCCUUUUUGCAAGACAAGUUGCCUCCAAAGUUGAAGGAUCCUGGGAGUUUCACUAUUCCAUGUACCAUUGGAAACAGUUAUUGUGGGAUGGUUUUAUGUGAUUUAGGCGCAAGCGUUAAUUUGAUGCCAAUGUUUAUUUUCAAUGAAUCAGGGAUUGGAGAAGUCAAGCCUACUACAAUUACUCUUCAACUUGCUGAUAGAUUUCUUGCUCAUCCAGGAUGGGAAGAUUGA